Hydractinia symbiolongicarpus is the source of this 1527-nucleotide messenger RNA. Its product is annotated as cytoplasmic dynein 2 light intermediate chain 1-like. Gene Ontology annotation, cellular component: ciliary basal body; cytoplasmic dynein complex; axoneme. The transcript has 18 exons. Bases 298 to 1398 code for a protein of 366 amino acids. Lineage: Eukaryota; Metazoa; Cnidaria; Hydrozoa; Anthoathecata; Hydractiniidae. Gene Ontology annotation, biological process: intraciliary retrograde transport; intraciliary transport involved in cilium assembly. Gene Ontology annotation, molecular function: dynein heavy chain binding. The record is from RefSeq and is a predicted model, not a curated record.
AUUAUUUAUAUUUUAUAGUAGCGGAGGAUGUUGGGGUCAGUACGGACCAAUGUUUACCAUAGUUUCGUUUUCUGAAAGCAUUAGCUAGCCGAGAAGUGCUUUCUGGCGUAUGCACCCUUGUGCAGGGCAGGAAUUAUCAGGAUUAGCAUUAAAAAAGCUGAGAUUUUUUAUUUACCAAAUUAUUUAAUUAAAACAACAGAAUGUCUAGUAUUCACGAAAAAAUACUUCUGCAAAUUUUGUGAAAGUAUAGUCAACUGAAAUCAAAACAGAAACAAAUUAAAAAAGAGCAAGAUAAAGAUGACAAGCCAAACUUUAUGGGAUAUUGCUCUAAAUGAAAGAAGAAAUAUCUUGAAAAAUGUUAGCGAAGGUCAUUCUGAUUCAACAAAUAUUGCAAGCGAAUCACAUUUGCUAGUAUGUGGAUCGAAAGAUGCAGGAAAGACUUCACUCAUACAGCGGUUUUUGGAAAGGGACGAGACACCAAAACCAACUGUGGGCCUUGAUUUUUGUUAUGGAAGAAAAUCAAAACAAAACAAUAUGUCACAAGUAAAAGAUGUUGCACAAAUUUGGGAGUUAGGAGGUGGAAGCUCCAUGUCAAAACUUUUGGAUGUUGUGAUUACUCCUUCCAAUAUCAGAAAAUUGUCUGUUGUUCUUGUAUUGGAUUUAUCAAAACCCGACCAACUAUGGGAAACACAGGAAACACUUUUAAAUCAGAUAAAACAGCGUAUUAAACAAGUCAUUACUGAAGCUUCAAAAACAGACACCAAUAUUGAAAAUGAUUUAAAAGACAGAGCUUGGCGGCGAGUUGGAAAGAACCAUACCGAUAAAAACACUAUUACUCCUUUGUUGGUUCCCUUAGUUAUUAUUGGUGCGAAAUCAGACUUAUAUCAGGAUUUAAGCAGCGACAAAAAGGAAAUGCUGUCGAAAACAAUACGUUUUUUGGCCCUUCUCAAUGGUGGGAUGAUUCAAUUUUUUAGCACCAAAGCUGAAGGUCUAACGAGUCGAGCAAAAAAUGUGUUAAACCAUCUUGCGUUUGCUUCCAACCUAAGCAAAACCUCUUGUAUAGAACAUACUAAACCAAUAAUUGUGCCAUACGGAAUGGAUACUCUGCAGCAGAUAGGUGCACCACCUAUAUCCGCUGACCGUCUCGUAAAAGCGAGAAGGGGAGGUUUACCAUACGAUUUGUGGAGUGAUACGUAUCUGAGUGUGUUUCCUUCUCAGAAAGAGGUGAAGGAUGAGAAAAAAAAUCCGGCAACCGAUAAACAAUUUGCUGAUGAAAUUGUUGACACUAUACGAGUACAAAAAGAUGAGGAGCUGGAAAGAUAUCGAAAAGUUAGCGCAAGAAAGGCUAAAGAAGCGCAGCUAAAUGCUAGUGUUGGAACGAAGCAGAAAAAGAAAUGAAAGAAACGUUUUUCUGUGUUUGCGGUGGCGUGCGUGAAUAUAUUCCAAUGCUUAUGCGAUUAGAUAUUUUUUAGCCUUUGUAAAAAAAAAUGUUUUAUUUAUUUCAAAUAAUAAUUGCUUAAAUUAGGA